Mustela lutreola (European mink) is the source of this 1888-nucleotide messenger RNA. It is a transcript of the gene GPS1, whose product is annotated as G protein pathway suppressor 1. Gene Ontology annotation, cellular component: COP9 signalosome. The coding region runs from base 54 to 1517 and encodes 487 amino acids. The transcript is spliced from 14 exons. Lineage: Eukaryota; Metazoa; Chordata; Mammalia; Carnivora; Mustelidae. The record is from RefSeq and is a predicted model, not a curated record.
GUGGACGGCGCUGCCCCGGAAGUGGACGGCGCGCCGCGGCGGGGUCGGUGAAGAUGCCGCUGCCGGUUCAGGUGUUUAACCUGCAGGGGGCCGUGGAGCCCAUGCAGAUCGAUGUGGACCCCCAGGAAGACCCGCAGAAUGCGUCCGAUGUCAACUACGUGGUGGAGAACCCUACUCUGGAUCUGGAGCAGUACGCGGCCAGCUACAGCGGGCUGAUGCGCAUCGAGCGGCUGCAGUUCAUUGCCGACCACUGUCCCCCACUGCGGGCAGAAGCCCUGAAGAUGGCCCUGUCCUUUGUGCAGAGGACCUUCAAUGUGGACAUGUAUGAAGAGAUUCACCGCAAGCUCUCGGAGGCCACCAGGGAGCUGCAGAACGCGCCGGACACCAUCCCUGAGAGUGGCGUGGAGCCGCCACCCCUUGACACGGCCUGGGUGGAGGCCACUCGGAAGAAGGCUCUGCUGAAGCUGGAGAAGCUGGACACGGACCUCAAGAACUACAAGGGCAACUCCAUCAAGGAGAGCAUCAGGCGCGGCCACGACGACCUGGGUGACCACUAUCUGGACUGUGGGGACCUGAGCAACGCCCUCAAGUGUUACUCCCGGGCCCGGGAUUACUGCACCAGCGCCAAGCACGUCAUCAACAUGUGCCUCAACGUCAUCAAGGUCAGCGUCUAUCUGCAGAACUGGUCUCACGUGCUGAGCUACGUGAGCAAGGCCGAGUCCACCCCGGAGAUUGCCGAGCAGCGUGGGGAGCGGGACAGCCAGACCCAGGCGAUCCUCACCAAGCUCAAGUGUGCUGCCGGCCUGGCCGAGCUGGCCGCGCGCAAGUACAAGCAGGCCGCCAAGUGCUUCCUGCUGGCCUCGUUCGAUCACUGCGAUUUCCCUGAGCUGCUUUCUCCCAGCAACGUGGCCGUCUACGGUGGCCUGUGUGCCUUGGCCACGUUUGACCGGCAGGAACUGCAGCGCAACGUCAUCUCCAGCAGCUCCUUCAAGCUGUUCCUGGAGCUGGAGCCACAGGUUCGCGACAUCAUCUUCAAAUUCUACGAGUCCAAGUACGCCUCGUGCCUGAAGAUGCUGGAUGAGAUGAAGGACAACCUGCUCUUGGACAUGUACCUGGCCCCCCACGUCAGGACGCUGUACACCCAGAUCCGCAACCGCGCCCUCAUCCAGUACUUCAGCCCCUACGUGUCGGCGGACAUGCACAAGAUGGCCACGGCCUUCAACACCACUGUGGCGGCGCUGGAGGACGAGCUGACGCAGCUCAUCCUCGAGGGGCUCAUCAACGCCCGCAUCGACUCCCACAGCAAGAUUCUGUACGCCCGGGACGUGGACCAGCGCAGCACGACCUUCGAGAAGUCCCUGCUGAUGGGGAAGGAGUUCCAGAGACGCGCCAAAGCCAUGAUCCUGCGGGCGGCCGUGCUGCGCAAUCAGAUUCACGUCAAGUCCCCUCCCCGAGAAGGGAGCCAGGGGGAGCUGACGCCGGCCAACAGCCAGUCCCGAAUGAGCACCAACAUGUGAGGGCGCCCACUGGCCUCCAGGAUCGGCUCGUGCCCUGCCUGCCCCCAUCCACGGCCUCGACACACAGGCUCCCACGGCUCACCCGCUACUUGUGGAGGGGCCUGUGUACCCCUGUGGCCCCUGCUAUGCAGGGCCCCCCGCAGGGGCAUCCAGGCCCGGCUUCUCGUGUUCCCUCGCCCCCUGCUGUGCCCUGGCUGUGCCCUGGCGAGGCGGGCUGCUGCUGCUCAAGGCCGUUCCCGGAAGGAGAGACCGGUAGGGCUCACCCGUGUGACUUCCCCGUGUCACCCCCACCCCCAGCAGCACCCCCUUGUUGUGUCACCGAGGGUGCAGGCAAGUUCAACGUCAGUCCAUUAAAGGGCAGCCUGAGAACA